ACAAAAAAUGAUAACAUCCUGCCAAAGACUUUACAUAGGCACUUUGCUCCUGCGCCAUGACAGAAUUUGAAGGGCAUUCGCGUAUAUUUUAAACUUAGACAAGGAUGAAUACUUUACUCAAGGGCAUCCAUUCUGCAUGGCGUUAAAUAAACUGAUGACCACACUGAAGAUCAAAACAACUGUCAGGACAGUGGGCGUUUCAGGUCUUGAACGCCUCCUGACACCUGUGUUACUCAUGGUCUAACCAGAUGACGUUAGCUAGUGUUCUGGGUGGACUCACUUUUCUGCUCAGUAGAUCGGGGGAGUCAUGGCGACUACAAGCCUCCUACAGUCUGUUGCCCGAGUCUUCUUCACAGUGAGCAGGUCCGCCCGCUCGGCAAGAACAAAACGGUCUCUAACUAUUCGAGGACAGACAGCAACUGCUGGAGGAGGGGUCUGGCUGCUCUCUGUACCUGCUGUUUGUUAUCUGGGGAGUGAGCUGUACCAGAGAUUACGCAGGGCAGCAACAGUGCAUGCACUCAGCCCCGUGGAGGCGGUCCUUGAACAGGCUGACUACCUUUACAGCUGUGGGGACACAGAGAAACUCCACCAGCUCCUUCUGCAGUACAAAAGCAGCGAUGAUGCAGAGUUUCUUUGGCGGCUGGCCCGGGCGUGUCGUGACCUCUCUCUCCUGUCGCAUGUGGGGGCAGAGCAGAAGAAGCAGCUGACCUAUGAGGCGUUAGAGUACGCCUCGCGCGCCCUAGAGAAGAACGACGCCUGCUUUGCUGCUCAUAAGUGGUAUGCCGUGUGCUUGAGUGACGUCGGCGAUUACGAAGGAGUCAAAGUGAAAAUUGGGAACUCCUAUAUCAUAAAAGAACAUCUGGAGAGGGCAGUAGAGCUCAACCCCAAAGAUGCCACCUCUCUCCACAUACUUGGCUACUGGUGCUACGCCUUUGCAGAGCUGCCCUGGUACCAACGGAAGGUAGCUGCCAUGAUAUUUGCCUCCCCACCCACGGCCACGUUUGAGGAGGCCCUCGUGUUUUUUCAGAAAGCCGAGGAAGUGGAUCCUAACUUUUACAGUAAGAACCUGCUGAUGAUGGGAAAGUCCUAUAUGAUGUUGAAGGACAAUGGGCAAGCCGUGGCAUGGCUGACAAGGGCGCAAGACUAUGUCCCUCGGACAGAGGAGGAUAAACAGGUGCAUAAAGAGGCUGUGGAUCUUCUGAAGAAGCUCAACGCUUGACGUCUCCCUGCAGAAGUGGAUCCCUCUCCGAUAAAGAUUUGCUUAGUUCCAGUCGUCUGGAUAACUGGGAUGAUUCUGGCCUGUUUCAGUUGUAUUCAUUCUGUGUAAAUCUGCCUUAACCUUUUAUUUUCAAAAGUGCCCAAUGGUUUACAAACUUCCCUUAACUUUGAAAUAAAAUUGUAAUUUCUAAAACA
Molecule: messenger RNA, 1413 nt
Organism: Clupea harengus (Atlantic herring)
Lineage: Eukaryota; Metazoa; Chordata; Actinopteri; Clupeiformes; Clupeidae
Gene: rmdn1
Product: regulator of microtubule dynamics 1
Cellular component (GO): spindle microtubule; cytoplasm; mitochondrion
Molecular function (GO): microtubule binding
Source: RefSeq, a predicted model, not a curated record